Didymella exigua CBS 183.55 is the source of this 1104-nucleotide messenger RNA. RefSeq lists its product as uncharacterized. Gene Ontology annotation, molecular function: D-serine ammonia-lyase activity. The record is from RefSeq and is a predicted model, not a curated record. The transcript has a single exon. Lineage: Eukaryota; Fungi; Ascomycota; Dothideomycetes; Pleosporales; Didymellaceae. Gene Ontology annotation, biological process: D-serine catabolic process. The coding region runs from base 1 to 1104 and encodes 367 amino acids.
AUGCCUUACAACCCCAAGGUUGGAGACCUAAUCUCCUCCCUCGACACACCUUCGAUGAUAGUGGACCUGGACUUGAUGGAGCAGAACAUUAAAGAAUUGAUGUCCCAGCUGCUGCCAACUGGGAUCUCCAUCCGCCCGCACAGCAAGACCACCAAAUCCGCAAUUCUGGCGCAGAAGCUCAUUGCUGCGGGCGCAAAAGGCGCCUGUGUGGCCAAACUCAGCGAGGCCGAAGUCAUGUGCUCCAAGGGACUGACUGAUCUGCUGAUUACAUGCGAAAUCAUUGGGCCGGCGAAAGUCGCCCGGCUGGUGGAGUUGUGGACACAAAAUCGGGAGAUCAGGAUUGUGGUCGAUAGCGAAGAAGGCGCAAGGGCUAUUGGUUCUGCAAUUGAGAAGGCGGGCGUUGAAGGGCAGAUUUUGACGCUGGUUGAUCUGGAUGUUGGGCUGCAUAGGACGGGGGUCCAGCCUGGUGAGCCGGCACUCCGGCUGGCAAGGACGGUGAGCGAGUUGAGGCAUCUGAAGUUGAUUGGCGUACAGGGUUAUGAGGGGCAUUUGCAACACAUGCAUGGAAUGGAGGAGAGGAAGAGGCUGUGUCUUGAGAGUAUGAGGAUUCUGGUGGAUACGGCGGAGGUAUUCAGGAGGGAUGGACAUCAGAUUGAUGUGGUGACUACGGGCGGGACUGGUACUGCGGAGUUCUGUGUUACGGUACCUGGAGUGACGGAGGUCCAGCCUGGAAGUUUCUUGUUUAUGGACACUGACUACAGGAAUGCAGUGGGAACAAAGUACUCGAAUAGCUUGACAAUAUUGGCGACCGUCAUCAGCAAGCAGGGGCCAAAGAGCAUCACGAUCGAUGCUGGGCUCAAGUCGCUCACAACAGACAGUGGUCUGGCUGAGUGCAAAAUGCCAGGGUACACGUAUGGCGUUCUGGGCGACGAGCAUGGGUCGCUGUCGUGGACCGAUGGUGCAGACUUGAAGAUUGGGGAUCAAGUGGAGAUGAUACCAAGUCACAUCGAUCCCACUAUUAAUCUUCACGACUGCUACUACGCGCAUCGAAAUGGGACUAUAGAAGAGAUCUGGCCAGUUGAUGCGAGAGGGAAGGUUCAGUAG